This is a messenger RNA of Nilaparvata lugens (brown planthopper), 1877 nucleotides long. Its product is annotated as serpin B5. The record is from RefSeq and is a predicted model, not a curated record. The transcript is spliced from 8 exons. Bases 98 to 1744 code for a protein of 548 amino acids. Lineage: Eukaryota; Metazoa; Arthropoda; Insecta; Hemiptera; Delphacidae. Gene Ontology annotation, molecular function: serine-type endopeptidase inhibitor activity.
ACAGGUCACUGGCUUCUGCUUGCAUGUCCCCAGAUCUCAGAGCAACUUUGGCUCCAAACUCAGUUACAGUCAACAAGUCACAGGAAUUGGAAUCAGCAUGACCGGCUCUAAUCAACUGACAUUCGUCAGGGUGUUUCUACUAAUAUCGAUAAUAAGCAUAGCGGCACACCAUGGAUUUGCAGCUUCUACUAGCAAAUACAUUCCACAUAGCAGCAAUUUUGUCGGGGAAGGAACCAAUGAAUUGGCGACAGCUCUGUUACAAGGUUUCGUGAACGAGGAGAGGAAUUUUGUGUUCAGCCCGUUGGGCUACUCGGUGAUACUGGGCGUGAUGGCAGAAGGGGCCAGGGGCAAGACUAGGGGCCAACUGGUGGAGGCCCUUCAUUUGCCCGAGGACACAACGGCGGUUAGGGGCACAUACAAAAGUGUCCUCAGCAGUAUGAAGUCAUGCCUGCUUUGUACCGAUGAAAACUCAGAUGCCAACGACCCCCGGCCACAAUUCAAGAACUGGUUCUACGUCUACAAGAACUUCUCAAUUCACGACAACUUCAGAAAAGUGAUCGAGGAAAACUACAACACCGAGGUGAAAAGCGUGGAAAGCCCUGACUGCUACGAGAGUGAAAUGAAGUUCACAUUUUCCUCUUUUGACACCAGCGGUGACAAGAAAGACGAAGUGGUAGAGGAAGAAGAAGAGAAAGAGAAGAAGGAUGGAAUGAAAGUGGAAACAGUGGAAGAAAUAAAUAAGGACGGGAAAGUGAGUGAAAAGAAGGCGGAGGAGAUGAAGGUAGCUGAUAUGAAAGAGGAGAAAGUGAAAAUUGAAGAAAUGAAGGAGGAAAAAUUAAAAAUUGAAGAAAUAAAGGAGAGUGUUGAAAAGGUUGAAGAGGUGAAAGAUGAGAAAAUGAAGGAAGAAAAGGUGAAAAUGGAAGAAGAGAAGAGGAAGACAUAUGUGAAAGAAGAGGAUAAAAUUGUGGAGGAAACGACUUCAUCGUCAGUCGAAUCUGAAACUGAAUCUAGUGCUACAUUUAGCAUGGAGCCGAUUUCCUCUUUGAGUGUCAACAGAAUUGCUGGCAAGAGUAAAGAUGGAUCCGAGAAAAACAUACACUCAAAGAUGAUCACUUUCAACGGCCUCUAUUACCGCGGCAAAUGGGGAUUGCCGGUCGAAAAAGUAGCAAAUGACUCUGGUGAUAUGACAUUUUAUCUGUCGGAAAAUGACAAGAAACAAGUGUCAAUGUUGAGGGCCCAGGGAAUGAUUGAGAGUGGAAAGGUUGAUGCGCUCAACUGCGAUGCUGUUGAAUUGCCGUAUGAGGGAGGUAAAUACUCAAUGCUUCUUUUGCUACCAAACAGCAACGGCCUGAACAAGCUGAUAGCAGAUAUGGCUGGAUUUUCACUGAGCAAUAUCUACAAAGAGCUGAGCUCAGCACAAUCCGAAGUCUACUUCCCUAAAUUUAUGUUCCAAACCAUCAGCAAACCAGAGCAAGUUCUUAAGAAGUACGGAGUUGAAGACAUUUUCACUGAGGAAGCAGACCUUUCUGGCAUCAGUGAAAAUGAAGGAUUAUUUUUGGAUGAGCUAGUUCAGUUGGUGACUAUUGAGGCCGACGAAUCCAGCUCACAGGCUAACUUCUUUUCAGUAGGCGCUGUGACCAGAAACAAUUUCCAGACAAUCAAAUUUAAUCGGCCAUUUUUGUUCUUCAUUCGAGACAAGUCUGAAAAUGUGAUCCUAGCUGCGGGAAAAGUCAUUAACCCAUAGACAAGGGUUUCAUAAAUUAUGUAUUUCUUGAAAACAUUUUGAGAAAGUUCUAGAAACUUAUAACUUAUUUAUAAACUAAGUUAUUUAUUAUUAUUGUUUGAUAAAAAAUUUGCCCAUAAAAAAAUUGGCUCCU